GGCUAUGUAAAUUUAGCAGAAUAAUGUAAAGGGAUGGUGCCUGCUAUUUCCACUUGCCCAUCAAUAAAAUCUAGGGGGGAAAUCGUCGACUCAAAUUGCUGAAUUAAAAAGAAAAAGGAUAUCAUAUUCUCUCAUCUCUAGGCAUUAGUCCAGAAUAUAUGGAACAUGGCAUCGAAAUGUCCUAAAUGCGACAAGACGGUUUAUUUUGGUAAGUGCAUUUUUCAUAUGAUCAUAUAGCCUAUCCUCCCAUGUCUGUAGUGUGUGAAAACCCCCCGAGUGAGCUAUGUAGGCCUAAUUACUUAGGCAAUUGUAGACACCGUUACAGCUAUUGUUUUCUCAAAUAUAAGCACACUGUCACGUUAUAAUUAUACAGUAAGCCUAGACAAUAUUACCCUACAGAUUGGGGUAGACCUAAUUGGCAAUUGUACUGCCUUUGAUCUAUUUUAUUAGAAUGAACCAGUAGGCUAUUUACUUUAGGUAUUGGUCAGCGGCGUCAGCCUAGCGUGCCUAUAUAUAGGUUAAACCAAUUAGGCCCUGACUGUAAAGCCUACAUCUGUUUAUGCAGUAUUUGUGUUGCUUAAGCCAUGCAAGGAGGUGUGAUCAUUUCUUCCUUCAUGAGGACAUAUGGGAAACCUAUGUCCCACGUGUAUUGGCUAGCCUAUACAUCGGUCAGAACAGUGAAAAUAUUGGCCCUCACCGCUCUGCAGACGUGUGAAAACAUCUGUCCACAGAUUAAUGACAUAAGCAGCCUUUCCCAUUGAUGGCUAUUAGAUGGAUUUAAAAGCAAUAUCUUCUCCUUAACCGAUACUGUUUACAGUAGGCCUAUUCAGGGAAUGUGUUCUUAGUUUUAAAAGAUUUAAGAUACCCAGCCUAGCUGCUUGGCACAAUAAAGAGAUUGAGAUAGCCAAUUAAUUAGGCAUAGGCUAACAUGUUGCUGAGCUGAUAGAUAGGCCCUACCUUCCAUAUAAAUAAUUAAUUUGUCACAUCUGUGUGAUGGAUUGACUUUGCCCAGGCCUACACUACAUGACCAAAAGUAUGUGGACACCUGCUUGUUGAAAAUCUCAUUCCAAAAUCAUGGGCAUUAAUAUGGAGUUGGUCCCCCCUUUGCUGCUAUAACAGCCUCCACUCUUCUUGGAAGGCUUUCCACUAGAUGUUGGAACAUUACUGCUCACUACACCCGCAAUAACAUCUGCUAAAUAUGUGUAUGUGACCAAUAACAUUUUAUUUGAUUUUAUUUGAUUGCUGUGGGGACUUGCUUCCAUUCAGCCACAAGAGCAUUAGUGAGGUCGGGCACUGAUGUUGGGCGAUUAGGCCUGGCUCGCAGUCGGCGUUCCAAUUCAUCCCAAAAGUGUUCAAUGGGGUUGAGGUCAGGGCUCUGUGCAGGCCAGUCAAGUUCUUCCACACUGAUCUCGAAAAACCAUUUCUGUAUGGACCUCGCUUUGUGCACGGGGGCAUUGUCAUGCUAAAACAGGAAAGGGCCUUCCCCAUAGAAUCGUUUAGAAUAUCAUUGUAUGCUGUAGGGUUAAGAUUUCCUUUCACUGGAACUAAGGGGCUUAGCCCGAACCAUGAAAAACAGCCCCAGACCAUUAUUCCUCCUCCACCAAACUUUACAGAGAACGAGUUUCCACUGCUCCAGAGUCCAAUGGUGGGCUUUAUACCACUCCAGCUGACGCUUGGCAUUGCGCAUGGUAAUCUUAGGCUUGUGUGCGGCUGCUUGGCCAUGGAAAUCCAUUUAAUUAAGCUCCCGAUAAACAGUUCUUAUACUGACGUUGCUUCCAGAGGCAGUUUGGAACUCGGUAGUGAGUGUUGCAACCGAGGACAGACGAUUUUUGCGCGCUUCGCGUUUCAGCACUUGCCGGUCCCGCUCUGUGAGCUUGUGUGGCCUACCACUUUGUUGCUGAGCCGUUGUUGCUCCUAGACAUUUCCACUUUACAAUAACAGCACUUCCAGUUGACCGGGGCAGGUCUAGUAGGGCAGAUAUUUGACGAACUGACUUGUUGGAAAGGUGUUAUCCUAUGACGGUAAGGCCAUUCUACUGCCAAUGUUUGUCUAUGGAUAUUGCAUGGCUGUGUGCUCGAUUUUAUGCACCUGUCAACAACGGGUGUGGCUGAAAUAGCCGAAUCCACUAAUUUGAAGGGGUGUCAACAUACUUUUGUAUAUAUAGUGUAUCUCUGGAGAACAAUAGGAAUCCGAUUUCAGCGCUAACUGGCAUGGACAGCUCCCUAAGAAGGAAAUGGCGCGCGAGCCAGCCGACCGACCAAACCAAUGGCAGAGUGUGCAUGUGAGUCCAAGACACUGUAAAGGACAAGCCGAUUCAACAUGUUCUCUCAUAAUGGCCUACCAGACCUGGCUGCUUAUGUCAUACAUGAUUCAAUCUAGUGUCAGUUAUUUGUUUCCCACUCCCCUGUAAAAAGUAGGCCCCUAUACACCAUAGUAAAAAAAAACAAUGAAAGAAAGAGAUUGUUUUGAUCGUUCUUCUUAGACUAUAUUACACUCUUUUUCAUGAGUUAAAACAGUAAGUGUGGGCCUAUGAUUGUCAGUGGCAGUGCGUCAGAAUAAAACCUCUGGAAACCUCCUUGCAACACUUUUCACUCAUCUUGAAGCAUCUGUUUCUUCUUACCUAAUUAGCCCCAAAUGGGCAAUGUCUUGGGCAUUCUAUCUGGUAAUGAAUUAAUUAAUUAAUGAAUACCGGAUAUUACUUGAAAUCUGCUUACUGUCUAGCAUCUUAAUACUUUCCCUUAUGGAAGGUCCCUUAGAAUUUUCCCUCUGACCCGUACUUGUGUAGCGUGUCACCAAUAAAGAGGGCAAUGCCACUCUCUUUGUGUUUAUUCGCAUAUUCACACACUGCCCCUUAGGCUCCUAGUUCCUUUAGUCCGUGUCUGCUUUGAUGCUAUCAUUGAGGGCUGCUAAAUCUGCAGUGUUUACUUCUCUACUCCCACUCUCAUUAUGAAAUACUGCAUAUUCUCUCUGAGUCCCUUUGCCUCGGGAGUUUAGAUGAUGUUUGAUGUACGUUACGUAACUCCUAGUCUUUGAUUUAGCCCCCACAAGUUCUCCUCUCUCAUUUUAACACUCUAAUCUGGGUCGCGGCAUAAUCAUCAUCAGCCAUAUCUCUGAAACUGUACUGACUUCAUGUGUCAUUUAGUGUUGCUGUUCCUGUCCAUGAAAACUGAUAAUAAUCCUCUAUCCUCCCUGACUUUCAGUUAUAGGCUGUGUCCCAAACAGCACCCUAUUGCCUAUGUGGUGCACUAAAUAGGGAAUACACUCUUAGAAAAAAAGGUGCUAUCUAGAACAUAAAAGCGUUAUUCGGCUGUCCCCUUGGAUAACUCUUUGGAGAACCCUUUUUGGUUCCAUGUAGAACCCUUUUGGGUUCUAGGUAGAACCCUUUUCACAGAGUGUUUUACGGAACCAAAAAGGGUUCUCCUAUGGGGACAUCCAAGGAACCCUUUUGGAACCCUUUUUUCUAAGAGUGUAAGGUGCCAUUUGGGAUCCAGCCAUGGAGUCCUGCUCCCACACUGCCACUGGAUGGAUCUCAUCAACAGAUACAGGAUGAGACGUAAUCACAUAUUGUACCAGAGGGCAAACAAAAUCCCUCUAAUCAACCUUCAUUAUUUAGACUGAACAACCCCCACAGCCUUCUCUCACUUUCUCACUCUGUCUUUAUCUCUUUCUCGUUUACUCUCUCUGUUUUACUGUGUGUGCGUGCGUGUGUGCGUGUGUGUGUGUUUGUGUGCAUGCUUGCAUGCCAUCCGUGCAGUUGGGAAAGGUAGAGGGGGAGAACAAGAGAGAGAGAAAGAGAGAGACCGACAGAGAGAGAGAGAGAGAGAGAGAGAGAGAGGGAGAGAGAACACCCUGCAGGGACAGACUCUCAUGACUCUCAAAGCAAAGUGGCUAUUGUCUGUCUGCCGAGUUGACUAUGUGGUCACUGCCUCCCACUUAACUGUAUCUUACAUUAGUGACAGGUCGCCAGAUUGGGUGUGCCAGAGGCAUGUGGCCUGCCUCGGUAUUCUGGGCUAUAUCUAACAGAGGUUAGAGAUAAAAGCCUAAUUGAGUAGCUUGUUCUAUCAUUUAUAUGGCCUCACUCUCUCCUUGCAAUCCCACAGCAGCCAGGGACAGGCAUUAGACAUUGAUUUACAGAAAGCAUUUGUAGCAUAAUGACUGUAGUCUAAUUUGUAGGCAGAUUGUGAGAGUGCGUGCGUGCCAAUGUGUGCGAGUGGGUGUGUGUGCGUGCCUGUGUGUGUAUGUUUGAGUGUGUGUCUGACAGAAUGAUGGCCAGGCGGAACAGACAGAAGUGGGGCAGAGGCUUUGGGAUUUGAGAUAUGAAACAGGCUUUUGAAUUACAAUGGUGACUCAUCCUAUGAGUAAGUCUGGCACAGCGGGUGCAAAGCACCAAAAGAUACACUGACCAGAAAAGACUGGAGGCACAAUGGAGAUGUGGAGAAAAUGGUGGAAUCAAUAUAACAUGAUAAUCAACAUAAAAGAGAAUCUACUCCUCUGUACAACGGAGAUAACCAGACUUCCGUUCAGAAGGCAAUGGACAGGGUGCAGUUGAGGUUGAUAAAGAAAUGAAUGACCAACACAAUCCAACCACCAGAGAAAUGUUCUUCCCUACCGAACUAGCUCACUCUAGCAUCUCAUACUCUAAAUGUGUAAAUGCAACCACAUCUAAAUGUUUAAAUGCAACCACAACAUGUCCCUUUCCUGUCCCCCCCCCCCCCCCCCCUCUCUCUCUCCUCCCCCCAGCGGAGAAGGUGACAUCUCUGGGGAAAGACUGGCACAAGUUCUGUCUGAAAUGUGAGCGCUGCAACAAGACCCUGAACCCAGGGGGCCAUGCUGAGGUAAGAGGAGUCAGUAGCUUACCCCACACAGAGACAGUCAGAGGACAACCGCAGGGGACUUUGUGGACAAUAGAGAGGAGUAACUAGGCAGACAUUUUGGCUCUGUUACCAUAGAUCUCUGAGAGGGUUAGAGAGGGUUAGGCCAUCACGGGGAGAGUAUCGGUAUUCUGACAUAGCCUAUUGAUCAAUAUGGGUACUGUACAGUACUAUACAGGAGGCUAGGCCAGUUACGAACAGAGAGGAUUGGCUUCUAUUGAGGUUCAUACAGGCUACUAAAGUAUGUGGUUUUAUGUGUAGUGUUCAGUGCAAUCUGAAAUCCAUUGGGUUCCUCUCUUAUUUGUGGCAUGUUUGUUUAAAAUAUCCCCCCAAAGCUACAUCAACUAUUUUAAACUCAAUUCAGUCAUGUAGCCCUCAAUGCUAGAAUGGAUGUCAAUAUGUUAUAGGGGUAUUUUUACUUGAGUUUAUACCACAAUUCACCCCAACACAGUCCAAUGGAUUUGUUCCUAGAUACUUUUGCUCAUUGUCUUUCUUUCUGUUCACAGCAUGAUGGAACACCCUACUGCCACAAGCCAUGCUAUGCUGCCCUCUUUGGACCAAAAGGUGAAAUACAUCAACUUUAUGGCCAGCCAUUAUUUUGUUUUGUGCUUUAUGUGCUUAAACAUUUACAUUUUUACAUUUUUAGUCAUUUAGCAGACGCUCUUAUCCAGAGCGACUUACAAUUAGCUUAUAAAAUGUUUAAUCGCAGUAAUCUUCUCCAGAGUCUUAUAAAAGGAAACUGCGUUGGUUAAUGUGUUCGCACAAUAUGUAAUGAAGCCUCUCGCUGUAGGUGUGAACAUUGGAGGUGCUGGCUCUUAUGUCUACGAGGCUCCUGUCAACGAUACAACUGCCAGUGUUUCCACGGAAACAGAGGCCAAACCUGAGGAGAAGAAAGCUCACGCCAGAGGCCCAGUGAAGGGUAAGGAACAUGAGAGAAAAAAACGAAAGAUAUAGAGAAGGACAAACUCAAAAAAGAGAGAUAGAGCUACUGUCAUGUGUUAUCCCAUAUGGAGAGGGUAUUCAGUGUAUUUUGACCACUGGUUGUGUAACAAUCCUGUUCUUCUCCAUCUCUUUUUGACACAGCUGCAAGCUUCUCAACUUUUUCUGGAGAGCCCAGUAAAUGUCCAAGGUGCAGCAAGACAGUGUAUUUCGGUAAGCCUGUUAUGUUAUUGUCCAUGUCAUUUAGUAUGUGCAUAUGUGGAUGUGAGUGGGUGUCUACAAUGCACAUGGUGGCUGGCCACUGGAAGUACUAGAGGAAUGUUGUUUCCAUGGUGAUACAGUAUGUCUGAAAUUGUGUGUGUGUGUGCGUGUGCGUGCGUACGCUUCCGUGUGUGCUUGUGUGUGCAGCUGAGAAGGUAACGUCCCUGGGGAAGGACUGGCAUCGACCCUGUUUGCGCUGUGAGAGGUGCUGCAAGACCCUGGCCCCGGGAAGCCACGCAGAGGUGAGAGACAGAAGACGGGGAGAAGGGGUAGGGAAGCGGGAGAUGUGGGGAGGGGAGAAAGGAGAACAAAUAGAAAGAUUUAAGGAGAUGCCCUGUCUGUGCUCUCUGUGAAGGCAGGAAGCAGAGCCAUAUACAGUUGAAGUCGGAAGUUUACAUACACCUUAGCCAAAUACAUUUAAACUCAGUUUUUCACAAUUCCUGACAUUUAAUCCUAGUAAAAAUUCCCUGUUUUAGGUCAGUUAGGAUCACCAUGUUAUUUUAAGAAUGUGAAAUGUCAGAAUAAUAGUAGAGAGAAUUAUUUAUUUCAGCUUUAAUUUCUUUCAUCACAUUCCCAGUGGGUCAGAAGUUUACAUACACUCAAUUAGUAUUUGGUAGCAUUGCCUUUAAAUUGUUUAACUUGGGUCAAACGUUUCGGGUAGCCUUCCACAAGUUUCCCACAAUAACUUGGGUGAAUUUUGGCCCAUUCCUCCUGACAGAGCUGGUGUAACUGAGUCAGGUUUGUAGGCCUCCUUGCUCGUACACGCUUUUUCAGUUCUGCCCACACAUUUUCUAUAGGAUUGAGGUCAGGGCUUUGUGAUGGCCACUCCAAUACCUUGACAUUGUUGUCCUUAAGCCAUUUUGCCACAACUUUGGAAGUAUGUUUGGGGUCAUUGUCCAUUUGGAAGACCCAUUUGCGACCAAGCUUUAACUUCCUGACAGAUGUCUUGAGAUGUUGCUUCAAUAUAUCCACAUAAUUUUCCUUCCUCAUUAUGCCAUCUAUUUUGUGAAGUGCACCAGUCCCUCCUGCAGCAAAGGACCCCCACAGCAUGAUGCUGCCACCCCCGUGCUUCACGGUUGGGAUGGUGUUCUUCGGCUUGCAAGCACCCCCUUUUCCCUCCAAACAUAACGAUGGUCAUUAUGGGCAAACAGUUCUAUUUUUGUUUCAUCAGACCAGAGGACAUUUCUCCAAAAAGUACGAUCUUUGUCCCCAUGUGCAGUUGUAAACCAUAGUCUGGCUUUUUUAUGGCGGUUUUGGAGCAGUGGCUUCUUCCUUGCUGAGCGGCCUUUCAGGUUAUGUCGAUAUAGGACUCGUUUUACUGUGGAUAUAGAUACUUUUGUACCUGUUUUCUCCAGCAUCUUCAUAAGGUCCUUUGCUGUUGUUCUGGGAUUGAUUUGCACUUUUCGCACCAAAUACGUUCAUCUCUAGGAGACAGAACGUGUCUCCUUCCUGAGCGGUAUGACGGCUGCGUUUGUACAGAUGAACGUGGUACCUUCAGGCAUUUGGAAAUUGCUCCCAAGGAUGAACCAGACUUGUGGAGGUCUACAAUUUUUUUCUGAGGUCUUGGCUGAUUUCUUUUGAUUUUCCCAUGAUGUCAAGCAAAGAGGCACUGUUUGAAGGUAGGCCUUGAAAUACAUCCACAUGUACACCUCCAAUUCAAUCAAAUGAUGUCAAUUAGCCUAUCAGAAGCUUCUAAAGCCAUGGCAUAAUUUUCUGGAAUUUUCCAAGCUGUUUAAAGGCACAGUCAACUUAGUGUAUGUAAACUUCUGACCCACUGGAAUUGUGAUACAGUGAAUUAUAAGUGAAAUAAUCUGUCUGUAAACAAUUGUUGGAAAGAUUACUUGUGUCAUGCACAAAGUAGUGUGGUUGAAAAACAAGUUCUAAUGACUCCAACCUAAGUGUAUGUAAACUUCCGACUUCAACUGUAAAUAUACUGUUAUUAGACCACGGCCGCCGGUCCACCCAUCACAGAACGUUUACAGUACUUGAAUGGGAAUCUGAAUGACAUUUUCACAUACUCUGAAUUUGAGAAGGUGCUGCUAGUGAUAGACAGCAUAUAGACAAAAGGAUUACACAUAAUCUACAUACAGUACAUACAAUAUAAAUACAAUAAACAAAGAACAAUUACACAUGAUAGGAGAGUAUACAAAUGUACAGUUGAAGAUGUACAGAGAAUGUACUAAGAAUAUACUUAUAAAAUGUACAAUUUACAGUGGUAGUGCAGCAUAGUGCAGUUCUAGUAAUUCUAUUUCUAUGGCCAUAGAUAUAUACAUAGGCCUAUAAUGCAUGUGGCAGGAAGUGUCUGGGUACAGUAAAUUAUAUUAAUUCCAUUCUGUUUCAGCAUGAUGGGCAGCCCUACUGCCACAAACCGUGCUAUGCCACCCUGUUUGGGCCCAAAGGUAUGCUAUACUCAAGACUUUCUUCCUCUUAACCAUAUGAAAGACCAACCACCCAAUUGCUAUGCUUUACAUGUAUUCAUAUAUUUCAUAGAUAUCACCAUAUUCAGAUGUAUCUUGUCCAUUGCUCCCUUCCAGGGGUGAACACUGGAGGUGUUGGGAGCUACAUCUACGAUGAACCCAGCGCUGAGGCAGAGACUGAGGCCCAGCCUUGAGUCUACCCAUACCCCCCCACCACCUCCACCUCCAGCCAGACCUCUUCAACAUUAGCUCACUCACCUCAUGCCUUGUUACUAUCACCAGUCUUAGAUAGACUCACCCUAUCUGUAUUUCCAACCUGUCCCUACACUUUCUACUCUGCCAGAUGAACUAUUUAUUAUAGUCUCCUUUAGGUUAUUCAGCAUCUACAGAAACCAAGUUUCAAAUAAUACAUGAUAAAUAUUUAGAAUGUUCUGUUGUAUUUCAAUAUUGUUUAUACCUCUACUUUUUGUAUUGAAAUGAAUCUUUAUAGCUAACUUCUCCCCUGUGGAAUGUACAGUAGGGUCAUCGGUGACUCCUUCCUCAUUGUUCAUGUCUCUCCAAGAUGCCAAAUCAACAGAAUUGUGUGUAAGAUGUACAGUAUAAUGUGUAUUAAAUGAAAGCCACCAUAUGGUUUGACUCGACACAAUACAGCACAGACGUAGUGAGGGAAAGAUGAGGGGGUGGUAGGCCUACUGUUUUUCAUUCCCUGAAAAUAAUGUAAUUUGUCUGUGCACCUAUAAAGACAUGACAUACACAACUGUCAUGAUGAUUUCCAAGCUAUCCGCUAUAGGCCUAUUCAGUAUGUUCUUGCCAAGCUCACCCUGUGUCAGGAUGACAGUGUAGAGACAAAAUAGAUAGAGCAUACUAGGAAUGUGCAUUAUUGUUAGCCUAUUGUUGGUGAUUGAUUAUGUUUUGUACUUUGGGUCUUUGUGCACCAAAGGUGUGUUACUUAAGAACAGGGGUCAUCAGAGGUUUUCUACAAUAAAGUUGUGAGAACA
Molecule: messenger RNA, 9486 nt
Organism: Coregonus sp. 'balchen'
Lineage: Eukaryota; Metazoa; Chordata; Actinopteri; Salmoniformes; Salmonidae
Source: the annotation of a GenBank genome assembly